AUGGCCUCUCCCAAGACGGUCCGCUGGGGCAUUCUGGCAACGGGCGGCAUCGCCAAAACAUUCACAAAGGACCUGCUCGUCGACCCCGCCACGCGCGGCGUGCAGCACCUCAGGCACACGGUCGUCGCGGCUGCCUCCUCGUCGUCCGUGUCGCGCGCCCAGGACUUCCUCAACGACACGGGCGCCCCGGCCGAUGCGAAGGCGUAUGGCUCGUACCAGGAGCUGGUCAGCGACCCCAAUGUCGACAUCGUCUACAUUGCGACGCCCCACUCGCACCACUACCAGAAUGCCAUGCUCGCCCUCGAGGCCGGCAAGCCCGUGCUGUGUGAGAAGGCCUUCACGGUGAACGCCGAGCAGCUGCGCAAGCUGGCCGACAAGGCCAAGGAGAAGGAGCUCUUCCUUAUGGAGGCCGUGUGGACGCGCUACUUCCCGCUCUCCAUCUACGUGCGCGAACAGAUCACCUCUGGCCGCAUCGGCCCCGUUGCUCGUGUCUUCGCCGACAACAGUAUGGCCUGCGACCCGGAGGUGCAGUGGAAGGACGGCACCAAUCGCAUGGUCAACCCAGAGCUUGCUGGUGGCGCUCUGCUCGAUCUCGGCAUCUACAGCCUAACCUGGGUCUUCCAGACGCUCUACCACACGCAACCCGCCGAUGCCCGCAAGCCUCCAAAGGUCCUCGCCGCUAUGAAGAACUACGCUCCCACAAAGCAAGCGGACGAGACUACCACCAUCGUGCUGAGCUUCCCGCGCUCCCACCAGGCUGGCGGUGACGCUCAUGCCAUCGCGACUACCUCACUUCGUGUCGCCACUUCUCCGGCAGGAAACCAGGACGUUCCUGGCAUCCGCAUCCAAGGCCCCGGCGGCGAGAUCCAAGUGUUCCCGCCUGCCUUCCGUCCUACCCGCACCCGUAUCGUUCUCCAAGACGGCACCGUUGAAGACAAGGAUUGGCCGCAGCCCGGACCAGGCGAAGGAAGCGGUUGGCGGAACGGUUUCGGAGCAACCACAAACGCUGAGGGUGAAGGUCACGGUAUGUUUUGGGAGGCAGACGAGGCUGCCGAUGCCGUCAUCAACGGCCGGAAAGAAGGCAGAUACGAAGGUCUCGACGAGAGUAUUCUUAUCAUGGAGGUCAUGGAUGAGGCUAGAAAGCAGGGUGGUCUCACAUACCCCGACAAGAUUGAGACCACCAAGUACCCAACGCAGCUCUGA
Didymosphaeria variabile is the source of this 1203-nucleotide messenger RNA. RefSeq lists its product as uncharacterized. The transcript is spliced from 2 exons. The coding region runs from base 1 to 1203 and encodes 400 amino acids. The record is from RefSeq and is a predicted model, not a curated record. Gene Ontology annotation, molecular function: nucleotide binding. NCBI's taxonomy places the organism in Eukaryota, Fungi, Ascomycota, Dothideomycetes, Pleosporales, Didymosphaeriaceae.